Messenger RNA from Thamnophis elegans (Western terrestrial garter snake), 4145 nucleotides. It is a transcript of the gene CFAP69, whose product is annotated as cilia and flagella associated protein 69. The record is from RefSeq and is a predicted model, not a curated record. NCBI's taxonomy places the organism in Eukaryota, Metazoa, Chordata, Lepidosauria, Squamata, Natricidae. Gene Ontology annotation, biological process: positive regulation of flagellated sperm motility; olfactory behavior; response to odorant. Gene Ontology annotation, cellular component: non-motile cilium; sperm midpiece.
AGGCCUAUGAAGCGGUAUAUAAGUCUACUGCUAUUGCUAUUGCUAUUGAGAAUCUUUACACUGCCUUAAGUCACUUUGCAGAAUGAGAAUCGGAGAUUUUGAAACUUGAAAAGAAACUUUUCCCGAUAAAAGGCUUUCAGCGGGGAAGGAAAAAACGGCUGCACGAAUGCUUUUAAAAAUUACGAUGACGAUUUCUCAUGUUUGUUAUCUAUUUCUGACCGCCAGGAUCGAGGGCAUCUGGCUUGCUAGGGCGAACUCUUCCUUCCCUUUCAAAGCUGUCGACGACACUGCUAUAAUGUCGCUAAGGUUACGGCCGGGUAUUAUUAGUGCAGUAAUGUCGUUUUCCCUUGGGGUGCUUUUCUUACGGCAAUGAGCACGCUUUGGCUCGAAGGAAGGCUUACUUUCUCAGAGCUUUGGAUCCUUAGGGCCUUUCCCUUCCGCAAAACUAUAAACACCUUAACCCAGGGGUCUCCAAUCUCGGCAACUUCCACCGCAGGUAGACUUCAGCAAAGCUGGCUGAGGAAUUCUGGGAGUUGAAGUCCACAUGUCUUACGGCGUCUUCGUAGGGCAUCUGAUAAAUAACAAAGCAACUGAGGUGGCAGGAAGGAGCAAUAAUUUGCAGCAGCCCGAGGCCUCUUCCCUGACUUUCUUGCCCCGGGCAAGGGGACUCAUCGCCCUAGCGGAGGGCUUUGGUCUAGGGCAUGUUCGUUUGUUUUCUCUUCGGCUUUUUUCCUUUGCCUGCCGCCCGCUCCACCCAUGGGACCGCCGGAGCUUCUCUCGCUCCCAUGGCAACGGCGCCCGCUUUGUGUUUUUCUCCGUUGAAGCGGCAGCACUGAAGCCUGAGUUGCCGAUCCUUUCGAAGCCAUGGCUUCCCCGGCCCUGCCGGAAGUUUCGCCGAUUCUCCCGGUUCCCUCGUUCAGCGAAAAACAAAGGCGUCUCUCCUCUUCCUCCAGGCUGGACAGCAAACUCAGCAACGGCCUCGGGCAGGCAAAUCACUUCAUAUAUGUGGACCUUAAUCAGGUGAUCAAAUUGCUUGAAGAAAGCGACUCAAAUAUAGACGAACAAAUCCAAGCUUGUCAGAAGGUUGCAAAGCACUAUGAAUAUGGAAUCCCUCUGAAUGAUUUAGCACUCAUCUCUAAAAUUUUAAACUUAUGUGUGGAGAAAAUUCAAACAAUGGACAAUGUUUUUAUAGAAAUUACAUGUGUAAUUCUUAAAUUGUAUGGAUUACCAUUUUGCAAAAAGAAGUUAUCUGAUGAAGAAAAGUAUGCUAAAGAAGUUCAAGAAUCAAUUGCACAAUUGGGUCACUUGGUCAGAGUUCCAUGUUCCCAAAUAAGAAUACAAAUAUGUAAAUGCAUUAUUAGCUUUUACCAUGCUGAGCCAUCAGUAAAAGAAUUUGAAGGUUAUCAACCUACAAGUGCAAAUUAUAAAAAGCAGAUUGUAGAAUUAGGAGGUUUAGCAGAGACUAUGGUUUUAUCACUAACACUUGUUGAAAACCAACUUUCUGAGAAAUUAUGGUUCAUUAAAACUUUGCAACAUCUUUCUAUUUCUGAAGCAAAUUGUAAACUUAUGAUGAAAGCUGAAGCACCAAGAAUAUUAUGUUCUCAUCUGAAUGACGUUGAUCCCUCUGGGCAAUUAUUAUUCCGUUCCUCAGAAAUCCUUUGGAAUUUAUUAGAAAAAACCUCUAAGGAACAAAUUAUUGAACAACUCAGUAACUUGGAAUGUGUACAGGCUCUGAAGGACGCAUUUACAAAUUUACUUAUACACGGUUUCCGCCAUUAUGAUCGUCAGUUAAGAAAUGACAUUUUGGUGAUAGCUACCCUUGUUGCUCAGAACCCAGGAGCUCCAAUGAUUGAAACUGGAUUUACCAAGCAAUUAAUACUAUAUGCUACUUUUGAUGAAAUGAAAACUCAGAGUCCUUUGGUAAAAGGUCUUAAGCUUACUUCCUGUUAUGAAGACUUUGAGCUGAAAAAGCUGCUGCUUAACAUGCUUACUGUACUAGCAAAAGAUUUGUGUUCUGUUCAGCUAUUGCAUGAAGGUAACGUUAUACUGGCUUUGUUUAAUUAUUUAAAACCAAACGAAAAGGGAAGAGCACUUGAUAUGUCUGCAGCACAGUAUGAAGAGUUACAGCUUCUUGGCAUUGCUACAUUAGCAACAAUGGCUCCCUUAUUGAUAGAAGACUAUAUGCUGUGCAAGGGAAAUGAACAGCUGCUGGAGUUUCUGAAAUGGUGUGUGAGCAAUGAUCCCUUCUUUACUCAAGGUAAUAGUUUCCAUGGCGUAGGUGGUCGUGGCACCAAACUUGCACAGAUGCGCUUCUGUUUGAGAGUCCUGAAUCCAGUUGUAUCUCUCGCUGAUGAUGCUGUAAAUGUUGACCUUUGUGGUCAAGGAGCAAUUAAUCAACUGUUGGGUAUCUUAAAAUUCACCACAACUAAUUAUAAAGAUUCUGCCCUUGUGAUGGAAAUUCAAAGUGAUAUCUUACUUAUUCUGUCAACACUUUGUGAAAAUAAUAUCCAUAGAAAGGAGCUCUUUGGAUGGGAAGGAGUGGAUACACUUAUUUCAUUUUUGAAGAUAGAUGCCAAAAAUUUCUAUAGUGGAUUGGGUCAUAAUCGUCUUCUUUUCUGUGCCCUGGACUGCUUAUGGUGCUGUGUCAUGGGUUGCACUAUUUUAGAAGACUAUUUUCUUGAAAAAGAAGGCCUCUUCACUCUAUUAGAUUUGCUUUUAAUAAAUCAAAAGAAUGUAUGUAACCUAAUUCUUGGAAUAUUAGUUGAAUUUUGUGAUAAUCCUAAAACUGUAUCCCAUAUCAAUAUAUGAGAGGGGGAAAAAACCAAACAGCAAGCUAAUUUAUUGAUAAACCUAUGGAGACAAGAAGAAGAAGAGAUGGGAGUGAAACAUGAUAAAUCUGGAAGAAUUGUUGAUACAAAGAAACCACUAGUUGGCCAGUUCCAAAAAACACAAGAAGUAAUUCCAAUGCCUGCUAACCAUCCCACUAUUGCUGUCAUGGAUGUUGCUGAAAAUAUGAGAGCAAAGAUUUAUUGUCUAAUAUGUUUUGAGAACUUGCCUGGGCUCUCUGCGCGAUUUGUUACACUUGCUAUUAUACGCAGGUACCUAGACUUCAAGGUUGGUGAGAUCUGGGAUGAAGUAUGUGCAGAACUUAAAAAAGAAUUUAGACCAGUGACACCUGACCAGGAAGCAUUACAGCUUAUUACUGAAGCCCUUGAAAAUGUUGGAAAGGUUGUAGUCUCUAUCCAAACUGAGAUGCUAGAAAGCCAGCAGUUUCAAGAACUUCAGGAGGAGGAAAAAUGUUAUGGGAGGAUUCAUUCUCUCCAUAAACAAAGGGAAAUAGUCAAUAAAUCUUGGGAAAAUUUCUUAGCUCGGACAUCAAACUACCAGGCUUUGAAGGCUUUGAAGAUCUGGUUUUUUUGCCGCAAAAGGCUUCGAGAAAAAGCUAUAGAAAACUCUAGACCAAAGAUAAAACACUACAGUUCAACUUUCCAUCCAACUGACAUUAAAGGCCUAAAUACAACUGUUGCAUCUGGUCGCUUGGUAACAGUGGAAAGUACACCUUCUGAAUUAAUUGGAGGGCCACUAGCUGAUACAGAUCUUGCACUGAAAAAGCUUCCAAUUCGUGGAGGAGCCUUAAAAAAGUUUGAUGGAGUUAAAGUAAUAGAUUCAUUCAAGAAAAAUUCACUAACUGUGAAAUAAAUGUUGUGCAAUGCUGAUAUUGACAAUUCUGCAUAGUUCUGAACUUAGAGUUUGAUUAAUAUAUAAGUGCAUCAUAAUGGCCUUGGUAAAAUGUUAUUGUUAAAUAGCAUAUACUUGAAUCUAUGGGUGCAUAUAUACAUAUUCAUGUAUAAUAAUCCGAAAUAAUGUGGAUAGCAUUAAUAUUCUAACCAAUAAAUCUAAUACAUUAUGAAGAUCAAUGUAUAAUCUUUGCCGAAUUAACUCAAUUUACAUUCUGUGACUGAGUACUAACUAAGAUACAUUUUACUAUGUAUUAUGCUGUCUAUGCUAACAAACAUCUGAAAUAUAAAAAGAAGGAAAAAUGACGUUUAAGGAAUAAAAUGAAAGUACCAUUGGUAAUCACUGUUAUAAUUCAGCAAUUGCUUCCUAAUAAGAUGAAUGAGAGAAAUGCUGGAACGUGAUGUGUG